ACCAUGUCUCAAACUACCCUCGAAACAUACUUCUCUAAGGUUGACGAAUUAAAGCCGGCCUUUAUCCAAAGAUUGAGCGAUGCCGUUGCCAUUCCUUCCGUCUCCAGUGACGAAGGCUUAAGACCACAGGUCGUCGAGAUGGCCCAUUACUUGAAGGAGCAGUUGGCAAACUUGGGUGCUGUCGACAUCGAGUUGAAGGAGCUAGGCACUCAGCCACCCCCAGUCAUUAACUCCACCUUGCAAUUGCCACCAGUUGUCUUGUCCCGUUUCGGUAAGGACCCAUCUAAGAAGACCGUUUUGAUCUACGGUCACUACGAUGUCCAACCAGCUCUCCUCGAAGACGGUUGGAACACUAACCCAUUCGAGUUGGUCUUGAAGGACGACAAGUUGUACGGUAGAGGCUCUACCGACGACAAGGGCCCAGUCAUUGGGUGGUUGAACGCUAUUGAGGCCCACAGAAAUGCCGGGAUUGAGUUGCCUGUCAACAUUGUCACCUGUUUCGAAGGUAUGGAAGAAUCCGGUUCCCUUGGACUCGAUGAGUUGAUCGAACAGGAGAGGGAUGCCUACUUCAAGGGUGUGGAUGCCGUCUGUAUUUCGGACAACUACUGGUUGGGUACCAAGAAGCCAGUCUUGACUUAUGGAUUGAGAGGGUGUAACUACUACCAGGUCUCCAUCAAGGGUCCAGGUGCCGAUUUGCACUCUGGUAUCUUUGGCGGUGUCAUUGCCGAGCCAAUGACCGACUUGGUUCGCGUUUUGGCCACUCUUGUUAACGGCCAGGGUGAAAUCCAGAUCCCGGGCAUCAUGGAGAUGGUUGCCCCAGUCACCCCAGAGGAAGAAGCGUUGUAUAAGGACAUCGACUUUGACGUCUCUGACUUGACUGCCGCCUCUGGUUCCAACACCGCUUUGUACCAGUCUAAGAAGGACAUCUUGAUGCACAGAUGGAGAUUUCCAUCGUUGUCCAUCCACGGUGUCGAAGGUGCUUUCUCCUCCGGUGGUGCCAAGACCGUCAUUCCAUCCAAGGUUAUCGGUAAGUUCUCCAUCAGAACCGUUCCAAACAUCGAAUCCGCUAAGUUGGACCAGAUUGUUAUCGAUUAUGUCAAUGCCGAAUUCGCCAAGUUGGGCUCGCCAAACACAGCCACCUGUGAGUUGAUCCACGACGGUGCCUACUGGGUUUCUAACCCACACAAUGCCUCUUUCACUGCCGCCGCCAAGGCCACCAAGGCUGUUUGGGGCGUUGAACCAGAUUUGACCAGAGAGGGUGGUUCUAUCCCAAUCACCUUGUCUUUCGAGGAGAAGUUAAAGACCUCCGUCUUGUUGUUGCCAAUGGGUAGAGGUGACGAUGGUGCCCACUCCAUUAACGAAAAGGUCGACAUGUCCAACUACAUCGGUGGUAUCAAGACCUUGGGUGCCUACUUGCACUACUAUGCUGCCUCUGACACCAACUGAGCGUGGCAGUACGAACUCUAUUUAUGUCCUAAAGAAACGGCUCUGUAAUAAAACUUGGAUGUGUAAGCUGUGAGGGUAAAUGGGAACCAGAAUCCGACUAAAUGCUGGUUCAAGUUGGUUAAGGGGUGUAUAGAAUAAUUUCAGCCCUAAGGAAUGGCUUAGCCGGGGUUAUACUCCACCUCUAAUACGAGCUGCCUUUAGUCGCGAAGGUUCCGACAGUCCUGGCUGUCCUACGAUUAAUGUUAAUGAGCUGCCC
Babjeviella inositovora NRRL Y-12698 is the source of this 1702-nucleotide messenger RNA. RefSeq names its product metallodipeptidase. Bases 4 to 1446 code for a protein of 480 amino acids. Lineage: Eukaryota; Fungi; Ascomycota; Pichiomycetes; Serinales. The transcript has a single exon. Gene Ontology annotation, molecular function: metallodipeptidase activity. Gene Ontology annotation, biological process: proteolysis. The record is from RefSeq and is a predicted model, not a curated record.